Molecule: messenger RNA, 2145 nt
Organism: Aspergillus ochraceoroseus IBT 24754
Lineage: Eukaryota; Fungi; Ascomycota; Eurotiomycetes; Eurotiales; Aspergillaceae
Exons: 6
Coding region: 1-2145 (714 amino acids)
Source: RefSeq, a predicted model, not a curated record
AUGAGCUUUGGAUGGGGGGUGGGGGACCUUGUGCAAGCCGCGACCAUCGCUUGGUCGAUCUACGAGAGCUUUGGUUGGGGCUCGAAGUCGGCAAAGAGCGAGUUUGCAUAUUUCCAAGCAGAAUUUGGCCUGGUUAAAGUUGCGUUAGAGAAGCUACAGAACGUUUCCGCGGCUGCUCCAGAAGACGACUUGGAACUCGGGUCUUCCUAUGAACACACGAUAGCGCGAUGUACGGAGUUUAUUAGGAGGCACCAAUCCCUCGCCUGUGAUGCGUCUAAAUUGAUGAAUGGCCGGCGGCCUAGUUUCCAUACAAAAGUCUUGACCGUAUGGGAUCAGGUCUCCUGGCCGCUUGAGCGCGAAGAGGCGGAGCGCCUUCGACGACUUUUAGAACGCUACACGCAGAUUGCAAUUCUCAAGGUUACGGCGAACACAAGAGAUGUGACCAAGCAACUAGUGCGGGAAUCAGAGCAAGCGAGGCUGGAUCACUUGGAACUGCUGAAGGCGAUUAAAACUAUGAGCGUACAGGUUACCUCGAUCCUCCGACGAUGUCUCCUCGAUGGAUCUACCGAUGACCCGGCUUUGGAUGUCCAGUAUCUGGCCGGGCUGCAGCGCCGGCAUCUACCCUCUUUGCUUGAUCCCUGGCCCGGUCUCGGUUCCAUUCCCGAAAACGACGUGUUGUACCCGCCGAGCAGCGAGGGAAGCCAGUCUAGUCAAGAAGCGUUGGAUCGCAUCCAGGAGAUUACAGAGAAACUGGGCCAUCUUGUAAUGCGCCUAGAUACCAAUGGAGGUCACGUCACGGCUUCAGACCGGGCGCAUCCAGUUAAACGCAGCCAAAAAUCCAGCCACACCGGCACGGGGACAGCAAUAGUUGACCCGGUACUUGGGUUACUCAAUCGUAUUAGUGACAACGUUCGGGAAGCCUUGGAUAAAGUCGGAUACGAGCACGUCUCGGUGCCGACUCGACCAUUAUCCGUAGUAUAUGAUGACACCACCAAACCCACCAAGGUCCUGAAUAACGCAGCAGAAGAAUGGGAGCAAUUUCACGAGUGGUUACAGUUCCAACUCGUACACUCUUUCCGCAUACAUCCUGGAGACGCGACGCUCGUCCCUCCAACCUGGCAUCGAUCAUCUCCAGAGCCCACGUACAGCCCUACCCAAGCCUCAUCGCCCCCGACAGAUUGUCCUCAAAUCACCGUAUCUCCAACUGAGAUACCAAUAAUGUGCGAUACAGGGACCCCUCUGACCCCCAGCCUUUCCUCGGAAUCAUACUAUCUUGGUUCCAGAUCGCCAUCUUCAAUUGGGUCCGACCGCACAUCGAGCGUCCAACCUUUGUCCCUCACCAACCAACCCGUGCAAGUAAUUUUCCCAGACCCUCGCCACCAGAACCGUCAAAUCCAUCGCCCUGUGGCAUGCCAGGUGACGGUUUAUUUCAACCAACGCAGCAGCGAACCGGAGUGGAUUGAGGGCGUGAACCUUGAGAGCGGGAUCCGGGUGACCCAUUUGGUCGAUAGAGAACACUUAUCGAAGACCGUGGAGAGCACCAUGAUCCCAUACGUGCCACAUACCGGGUACUCGACUUCGUUUGGAUCGCGACUUUGCAUCCGUUUUGUUGGCUCUCAUCGCGUCAAAAUCGAGGAAAACGGGUCGGUGAAACGAGCCCACAUUUCGCCCAUUUAUAUAUGUCAAGACAAGCAAGACUUCGACAUGUUCCAAAGCGUGAUCUUGAGACGCGAGGUCCUGUUCUGCGGCGACGUCAAACGCAUCCAUUCGAGCACCGUCGGGGACCAUUGUUCCCUGGAAACCGUUCGUGUGCUAAGAGACCGGCUCACUGGCGAAACUUAUAUUCUCUAUUUUGCGUCCAAUCGAGGAUCAAACGCGCUGGCAGGAUUCCUUGAAUGGCCAGUGGGAGGAUUUGAGGUUCCUCGAAAAUCCGGAAAACGCGAUGUAAAGCUGCAAAGGGCGCGAGAUGCUCUUCAACGACGGGACUCGGUGGAAAGCACCGGCACGAGCUUUUCCCACGACUCCUACACAUCGGGCGCCUCGCGUUCGGGGACUGUGCGGAAGGUGAAGUCCCUGCAAUUCGAUUUCCAACAGGAGAAAGAGUGCGAUGCUUUCAUUCAAUCACUACUCCAUCGCCAUCCAUAG